Phacochoerus africanus (Common warthog) is the source of this 2148-nucleotide messenger RNA. RefSeq names its product TNF superfamily member 11 (gene TNFSF11). Gene Ontology annotation, molecular function: tumor necrosis factor receptor binding. NCBI's taxonomy places the organism in Eukaryota, Metazoa, Chordata, Mammalia, Artiodactyla, Suidae. The record is from RefSeq and is a predicted model, not a curated record. Gene Ontology annotation, biological process: immune response. Gene Ontology annotation, cellular component: membrane. Bases 138 to 1103 code for a protein of 321 amino acids. The transcript has 5 exons.
AGCAGCGCCCGGCUCUGAGCGCCGCACGUCGAGGCCCGCCUGGCCGCGCGCCGGCUCCGCGCCGCCUUUGGACUUGGCCGCGCGGGCGGACUGACCCCGGGAGGGAGGCGAGCGCCCGAGCCAGCGGGCCGAGCGCCAUGCGCCGCGCCAGCCGAGACUACACCAAGUACCUGCGCGGCUCCGAGGAGAUGGGCGGCGGCGGCUCCGGCGCCCCGCACGAGGGCACCCUGCACGCCCCGCCGCCGCCCGCGCCACCCGCACCGCACCAGCCCGCCGCCGCCUCCCGCUUCACGUUCAUGGCCCUCCUGGGGCUGGGGCUGGGCCAGGUGGUGUGCAGCGUCGCCCUGUUCCUCUACUUCCGAGCGCAGAUGGAUCCUAAUAGAAUAUCAGAAGAUGACACUCACUGCAUUAAUAGAAUUUUCCAACUCCAUGAAAACACGGAUUUGCAAGACACAACUCUGGAGAGUCAAGACUCAAAAUUAAUUCCUGAUUCGUGUAAGAGAAUUAAACAGGCCUUUCAAGCAGCUGUGCAAAAGGAAAUGCAGCACAUUGUUAAAUCACAACACAUCAGAGCAGAAAAAGCCAUGGUGGAAGGUUCAUGGUUAGAUCUGAGCAGAAGGAAUAAGCCUGAGACUCAGCCCUUUGCCCACCUCACGAUUAACGCCACAGACAUCCCAUCCGGUUCCCACAAAGUGAGUCUGUCCUGCUGGUAUCAUGACCGAGGUUGGGCCAAGAUCUCCAACAUGACUUUCAGCAACGGGAAACUAAUAGUCAACCAAGACGGCUUUUAUUACCUGUAUGCCAACAUCUGCUUUCGACAUCACGAAACUUCAGGAAACCUCGAUGCGAAGUAUCUUCAGCUGAUGGUGUAUGUCACCAAAACCAGCAUCAAAAUCCCGAGUUCUCACACUCUGAUGAAAGGAGGAAGCACCAAAUACUGGUCGGGGAAUUCUGAAUUCCAUUUUUACUCCAUAAACGUUGGAGGAUUUUUUAAGCUACGAUCUGGCGAGGAAAUCAGCAUUGAGGUAUCCAACCCUUCACUUCUGGAUCCAGACCAAGACGCCACGUACUUUGGGGCUUUUAAAGUUCGAGAUAUAGACUGAGCCCCAUUUUGUGGAGUUGUUUUCAUGUAUUUCCUAAGAUGCAUAGACAACUUUCUUUAAAACAAGCCAAGAAAGAUGUAUAUAGGUGUGUGAGACUACUAAGCGGUAUGGCCCCCAGGGUACCAGAAGACCCUCCCCAUGCCUUUGAACUCUGUAGAGAGCAGAUGUAUUUACAGCCAAUGGAAGGGUUUUCUUACGCAGUGGUUUUUCAAUUUUGUAAUGAAUUCCAAGAAUUAAAGCAGAUUGGAGCAGUUAGGUUGUCUUUAGGAAUAACCAUGUUUGGCCUAUGGGAGGGGUUAAUUCUCUGGCUCUAGCCUGUGGCGAUGUGCCACCCCCAUGUGGCUGAAGUGGAGAAGGUGUCAUCUAAUUGCAGACUGAUGACCAUCUGAAGGGUUAAAUUCUUUUGAGUUGUUACAUCAUGCUGGAACCUGCAAAUAAAUACUUUUUCUAAUGAGGAGAGAAAAAUAAUAUGUAUUUUUAUAGAAUAUCUAAAGUUAUAUUUCAGAUGUAAUGUUUUCUGUGCAAAGUAUUGUAAAUUAUAUUUGUGCUAUAGUAUUUGAUUCAAAAUAUUUAAAAAAUGUCUUGCUAUUGACAUAUUUAAUGUUUUAAAUGUACAGACGUAUUUAACUGGUGCACUUUGUAAAUCCCCUGGGGAAAACUUGCAGCUACAGGAAAAAAAAAAUGUUUGCUAAUAUGAACUGUGUUAUAUUUCUUCAUUCUCCUUAACUUAAUAGAUUUUUCAGACUUGUCAAGUCUGUGCAAAAAAAUUAAAAAGGAUGCCUUGAAUACUAAGCAGAAUGCUGGCCACCAGGUGCCUUUCAAAUUUAGAAGCUAAUUGACUUUAGAAAGCUGACAUUGCCAAAAGGAUACAUAAUGGGCUACUGGGAUCUGUCAAGAGUAUUUAUAUAAUUAUUGAACAGGUGUUUUUUUUCUACAAGUGCUGCAAAUUGUAAAAAAUUUUUAAUGGAAAAGUUAGCAGUGGCUUACAGCAAAAAAAUUCCAUUUUUAAUUUAGGGAAGUCAUUUUAUAUUAUACAAUAAAAACA